Messenger RNA from Sarcophilus harrisii (Tasmanian devil), 5030 nucleotides. RefSeq names its product CREB regulated transcription coactivator 3 (gene CRTC3). The coding region runs from base 212 to 2080 and encodes 622 amino acids. The transcript is spliced from 15 exons. Gene Ontology annotation, molecular function: cAMP response element binding protein binding. Gene Ontology annotation, cellular component: nucleus; cytoplasm. The record is from RefSeq and is a predicted model, not a curated record. Gene Ontology annotation, biological process: positive regulation of transcription by RNA polymerase II; protein homotetramerization. NCBI's taxonomy places the organism in Eukaryota, Metazoa, Chordata, Mammalia, Dasyuromorphia, Dasyuridae.
GCUCCCUCCUCCCGCCUCCCUCCCUCGCUCGCAGGCCGGGCGGGCGGCUGUGGGGUCGAUCUGAGAGCGCGGCCUCGGCCGCUGCUCUUGCGCCGCCGGAGUCAGGCGCGCGGACCGAACGGAUCGAGGCCGGGGGCCGGGGCAGCGGUGCCAAGGCCGGGCUGGGCGACCGCGCUUAGGCCCGUGCCCUCCGCCUCCGCCGCGGGCCGCCAUGGCCGCGUCCCCCGGCUCGGGCAGCGCUAACCCGCGCAAGUUCAGCGAGAAGAUCGCGCUGCACACGCAGCGCCAGGCCGAGGAGACGCGGGCCUUCGAGCAGCUCAUGACGGACCUCACACUGUCCCGGGUUCAGUUUCAGAAACUUCAGCAAUUACGUCUCACACAGUCUCGAAAUCAGUACCAUGGAGGGUCGUUACCCAAUGUGAAUCAACUACGCAACAGUACAACAGAAUUUCAGCCAUCAUUUCACCAGGUUGAUAACAUUCGAGGGACACGUCAUCAUGGACUUGUGGAAAGAGUGUCUCGAAAUCGCUUUCAUCCCUUGCACCGGAGACCUGGGGAUAAACCAGGAAGACAAUUCGAUAGCAGUUCUUAUGGAGCCAGUUACCCUGCCCAGCUUGGGGAUGAAAGUUGGACAAGGCAGCAGCCUCCGUGGAAGGAAGAGAAGCAGCCCGGAUUCAGGCUGACAUCUGCACUUAAUAGGACCAAUUCAGACUCUGCUCUUCAUACCAGUGCCUUAAGCACCAAGCCACAGGACCCCUAUGGAGGAGGUGACCAGUCUUCCUGGCCUGCCCACUGCAUGGGUUAUUGUGAUGGUGAGAAUGAUGGCUUUGGAGAAGUUAUUCCUUUCCCCAGCCCUGUGAAAGAGGAGAAUCUGCUGAAUGUUCCCAAGCCCCUGCCCAAACAGCUGUGGGAAGCCAAGAAGAUUCAGUCCCUUUCAGCUCGCCCUCGAUCCUGUGAUGUGGGAGGUGUCAAUGCCUUUCCACAUAAUGGCCAGAACACAGGCCUAGCACCUUUUCUGGGGAACUUAAACACUGGAGGGUCAUUACCAGACUUAACCAGCCUUCAUUCCUCGUCCCCUCUACCUGCAUCUUUGGAUCCUGAUGGCCACUGGUAUGGCAGUAUGAGUGUUGGCAACAGUAUGGGAAAUCUCCCGGCUGCCAUGACUCAUCUGGGGAUUAGAAGCUCUUCAGGUCUUCAAAGUUCUCGGAGUAACCCCUCCAUCCAAGCCACACUGAAUAAAACAGCACUUUCUUCCUCCCUAAAUAUCUGCCCGCAGACGUCAGCUCACAACACCUCUGCUCUCCAGCCUUCACUCCGUCUGUUUUCACUUAGCAACCCUUCUCUUUCUACCACAAGCCUGAGCGGCCCAACUCGGCGUCGGCAACCUCCAGUGAGUCCUCUUACACUCUCCCCAGGCCCUGAGACAUCCCGAGUUUUCAGCCGACAGUUCUCCUCUACCAGUCCACUGAGCCAGCUCCCCACCUCCCAGGUUGUUUCUUCUGAGCGAAGUCCCCUUUCCUUCCUUCCCCCAGAAGGUCAAACCCCACUACCACCACCUUAUUCCAUGCCCCAAGAGCUCCCUGAGUCCCUCCUACAACCCAGAGCCCAAGAACAAGCCCAUGUCCAGCAACCCCACCUCUCUUCUCCACCCUUGCAUUCAGAGUUUGAGCUCCUCUCUCCUCAUAACUCUUCUUUGACCAGCUUUUUUCCAGAUGUGUGCUUUGAACAGCAGACCAUAAGACAAGGGCCAGCCUUUGCUCAACAGGCAGCCAUGAUGGAGCAGGCUCAGAGGGGACUGCAGAACUCCAUUCAGCUGCGACCAAAUUUCCUGUAUUCUAGCUGCGGGAGUUUCCCAAACACCGUCCUAAAUGAAGACACCAGUGGCAGUCUGUUCAAAGACCUCAGCAGUGCGCUGGCAGGCCUGCCCGAGUCGAACUUUAGUGCAGACAGCCUCUUUCCUUUGGAUGACGAACUCCAGAUUGAACCACUGAGUUUGGACGGACUCAACAUGCUGAGGGACCCUAGCAUGGGCCUGCCUGACCCCUCAGUGGAGGAAACCUUUCGAUCUGACCGCCUGUGAGCCAGAGAUCAGGCUAGAGCAGCAGACUGUGCCCAAAUGGUCCUCUCAGCACCGGAGCCGGCCCGGAAGCCCGCAGGGCAGGACCAGCUCUUGGCCCCCACACAGCAGCCCCUUGGGGCCUGGGAUCUGGGGCAGCUGCCUCUUUCCGAGGAGCUUCUCAGUGGGGCCUCACUGUUGGCCCCCCGGAGCUUCACGGUAGGAAAACUCUGACGUGGUAGGAGCGGUUACUGGUCUGGUCUGCGAGUCCCAAGGCUAUAAGGUCUGGCAAGGGAUGUGGGGCCUGGCAGGUGCUAGAGGGCUUCACAAGCAGCCUGUGGGGCCGGAGCGGGGCGGUGAGUUCUCAGCCGGCUGGAGCUCUGGCAGCUGAUCCCAGCAGUCUCUGGUGACCGGUUGGCAAUGGCCCCGAGUGAAGAGAGCAGUGUUUGAGACCCCAUGGCAAGUGUUCCAAAGAAAGAUGGGGAACCCUGGCCAGGUGGUCACUGAGCAGACUGAAUGUUAACCUGGCUUCUCUCCCUAUCUCAGUGCCUGCUGCUGCUUCCAUUGGUAUUUUUCACGUGGCACAGGAAGGAGCACUUUAAAACCGAGUCACCCAAGGAAUCAGCAGCUGAGGGAGAAGAGAUGGUAGAGCCAGGCCCUGAGCUUAGCGGCCAUCUCUGCAGGAGAGCAGACAAAAGGGGAGACUGGUUCUGAAUCUGGUCAGCUCCACAAGGGGUGCCGGGGACAGAGCUCUCCAUUGCCCUCAGUCUGCUCUUUUCUGUGCCAAGGGCGGUCACGCCAGUCUGCCUCACUGGUAGUGACCGGAUGAUCCGUGAGCCCCAAGAAUCUGUCCAGUCUUGCUUCCUCCUCUCUUUUCUGGUCUUUCUUUCUGUCCAUCACUUAGCCCGCGGUUAAGUUUGCACAUUCACGUGUGUGUGUAUCCUUGGACGGCAGGUUCCUCCUUGAGUAGAGCCAGCAGCUUGCCUUUGGGGUCACAUUCCACAGAGGGUAGCAGGGCAUGGGGUUCAGUUGGUCUAGGGCUGGCCUGAUGUGGAGAGAAUCCGGAUCACAGAUAGAUGGGAUUUGAGGGGCUCUGAGAAGUCAUCAACACAGCAAAUGCUCCCCAUAGAUCUGUGUGAAUACUGCUUUGAAUUUUGUAAUUAGAGAUUCAUUCUUUCCAUACUAAAACCAUUGUCACUCAAUAACCUCAACAGACAGUAAUUAAGUAGGUGUUUUUCCCCUGGAAAAGCUCCUUGAGAGUUGGAAAAUGCACUGAGUGGGUCCAGCUCCCAGAACAGGCAGAGCCGUGGACUCAGUGAUCUUCCUUCGUAGGAGGCUCAAAGAAACUAGGGGCGACUGAGCAUGAGAGCCCUGGACUGAUGGGCAGGGGUUUAGGGGAGCCCUGGAAACAAGGUGGGAGGACAGCCGGAGCCUCUGCCCUCGUUCCCAGUCUCACUUUUUUGUAGCUGUGCCCGAUGUUCAGAAGCAGGAAUAUUGUGGAGUCUUCUUCAGAACUGCCCCAGUUCUACUCCCUUUGAAUGUCCUUGUUCUCAAGAAAGGGCUUUCAUCCUCUCACCCAUGGCUCAGCCCUGCUGAGAGAAGAGCUCUCUGGUAUUGGUGGUGGUUCUGGGGCAGGGCCUUGACUUCCCCCAAGUUCCACAGAGGAGAACUUGCCUGCUUUCUCUCUCACCCUCCUAGGAGGCCUUCCUGUUCCCCAAGACCCCUUCUCCCUCACGUUAGACAGACCCUUGUAGGCCAUAAAGGAAGCACUCCAGAGAUGUACCUGGGACUAGGAGUCAGGCAGGCUACUGGGAAGAGUUGUUGUGUUCUUCACAUUUGGGUUCUCAGGGUGUAAUUACCAUAGUGUGCCUUCCAGUGUGAUUUAAUAACCAAAUCACCAAAGUGCCUGAAAAAAGCCUCAUCAUGUCCGACACUCCCAAACUGAAGAUGGAAAGAAAAUGACCUCAUCUAUUCAGCUCAUCUCCCAUAAACCUAAUCAAGGAAAGCUGUAGGGCUGAUGUUGCGGGGUGUCUAUACAUGUGCGCACACACAAACAAAUACACCCAGAUACAGAACGAUAAAAGAGACGGUCCCUCCUGUGAGCCGAGCUCCUCUGUAGUUACUUUCCCCCAAAGAGGUCCCAGGGCUCCUAUGGCAAUCCCAGCUUUGUGCAAAUGGAGACCUGGGCAACCGGGUGAUCGCGCAGGGGGCGUCUACCAGAGCAGGUAUUCAUUGCUUCAGAGAGAGUCUAAUGGUGAGAAGAUUGCUCAGUAAUCAGUUUCUCCUAAAGGCCAGAUCUUUUCUCUGUGAGAGAUGUGGGGCCUGCCUUAGAUGGUGGGAAGGAUGCAGCACACAGUCAGCCGGGACAGUCUCACUGCGUUCCUUUGGAGGGUCCGCAGCCGCCGGCCAGGCCCCUGUCUCAGAAGCAGCAUGUGCUUCACGGGAGACUUGUGGUCAGCCUUUGGUUGCAUGGAAAAGAAUCACCUGUUUAGUUACUCUCCCUUCCUAGCAGUUACAGCGUAGAACUAAAAUGUCUUCAUGCUCCCACUCAUUUCUCCCUCUGAAGUUGUAAACUUUCCGUUGCCCACUAGUAGGAGAGGACUUGUUUGGUGAAUUCAAGAUUAAACCUUCACUGUCCUGUAAUAUUCUUUUUUCUAAAUCUACAGUGUAUUAGCUGAAAUAAAAUAUGACAUAUCCGAGCACAUCUGUAUCUUUGAAGACCUUUCUGGUAUUUGUUAUUUUAGCUGGCUCUUGUAAUUUGUGCACAGAUGGUUCUGAGUGUAGCUCAAACAUUUCAGAAAGGGACCAUCUCUCCUACUAAUUGGACUUUCUUUCGGUUAUCUAACUUCUGUGUUCCACAUUCGAUUAUAUUUUUUAAAAAUUGGAAUUUGUACAAAGUAACUUCCAAGUUUUAUAACGCAUUGUUUUACAUCUUUCAUAAUUAAAAGCAGCACAAUAAAGUUCUGCACUUGCA